This is a messenger RNA of Phyllostomus discolor (pale spear-nosed bat), 368 nucleotides long. Its product is annotated as protein transport protein Sec61 subunit beta-like. The coding region runs from base 67 to 339 and encodes 90 amino acids. The transcript has a single exon. Lineage: Eukaryota; Metazoa; Chordata; Mammalia; Chiroptera; Phyllostomidae. Gene Ontology annotation, biological process: intracellular protein transport. Gene Ontology annotation, cellular component: Sec61 translocon complex. The record is from RefSeq and is a predicted model, not a curated record.
UCCUUUGAGUGCUCCAGCACUUCCCAGUCACCUGUUUUGGUCCCCUGACACCAUCCACUUUUCAACAUGCCUGGUCUGACCCCCAGUGGCACUAUUGUGCCACUCUCAGGACACUCUCCCAGUAAAGCAGUACCUGCCCUGGUGGCAGGUUCCAUGGUCCAACAGAGGAAGAAUGCCAGCUGCAGGACGACCUCAGCAGGCACUAGGGGAAUGUGGCACUUCUACAUGGAAGAUUUUUCUGGCCUAAAAGUUGGCCCUGUUCCAGUACUGGUUAUGAGCCUCCUGUUCAUCAUUUCUGUAUUUAUGUUGUACAUUUGGGGCAAGUACACUUAUUCAUAGAUUUGGCUACAUCCAUCUGUCUGUCAUCC